Alexandromys fortis (reed vole) is the source of this 1498-nucleotide messenger RNA. Its product is annotated as calcium-binding protein 2. The transcript has 7 exons. Gene Ontology annotation, biological process: regulation of voltage-gated calcium channel activity; visual perception. Gene Ontology annotation, cellular component: cytoplasm. Gene Ontology annotation, molecular function: calcium channel regulator activity; calcium ion binding. Bases 648 to 1313 code for a protein of 221 amino acids. The record is from RefSeq and is a predicted model, not a curated record. NCBI's taxonomy places the organism in Eukaryota, Metazoa, Chordata, Mammalia, Rodentia, Cricetidae.
GCCCACAUCCCAGCUGGAUAUAAGACAGCCCCAGGGCCAAGUCCAUAUACAGGUGAUCAGAGGGCUGAGAAGUUAGGGACCCAUCUCUGUGGAUACGAAGGGAUCCAGUACCCAGAGUGAUCCUUUAUGUAAGGUAUCGAGCACUGGUCCAAUGACAGGGUGAAAGAGCCCUGAAUGGAGACAGGGUCCUGGCCGCAGACUUCAGACCGGCCAAAGGUAAAAGCGGGUAGGCUCUCUCUCCGAAGACUCAUCUUCCAGUCCCCAAUUGCCACAGAGAGUUGGGCUCCAGCUGACCCAGGCAUGGGGUGCCAGCUCCUUCUGUGGGGAUCCAAGCCUGCUUCUGAAGGUGCUGAUUGGGGAGAUUAGAGCAAGGCUAAGAGGAGAAGACCCUCCUGAGGAAGUUCCGAGAGGCUGUGCCUUCCAGGGGGCCUUGACUCUGAGUACCCCCUACUUGCAGAGAUUCUCUGAGAUAAUCCGGGAUUGGAUUAGGGCCCAAGCCCCGGGCCCAGGGUCCCCCGCCUGCCCACCCGCCCCUGAUCUUGCCCACAAAACCCCAGGAAAAUCCUCUCCAGUGCUCCCAGGCUGUCCCUGGAAACAGCAGGAGGCUGGCAGAAUCCACAGCAUCCUCCCAGGACUCAGGGCCUGGCAUGGUUCAGGGACCCAUGGGGAACUGUGCCAAGCGGCCCUGGCGCCGGGGGCCUAAGGAACACUGGCAGUGGCCUGGAGCCCCCCUAGGGAGCCCCAGUCCCGGCCCUAGCCCCAGAGCUGAGGAGCAGGAGGGCACCCAGGGCUACUCGGUGCUUGGCAGUCUGGUGGGGCCAGCCUGCAUCUUCCUUCGACCCAGCAUCGCCGCCACCCAGCUCGACCGGGAGCUGAGACCAGAGGAGAUUGAAGAGCUGCAGGUCGCCUUCCAGGAGUUUGACCGAGACCGGGAUGGCUACAUCGGCUACCGGGAGCUGGGUGCCUGCAUGCGGACGCUGGGCUACAUGCCUACAGAGAUGGAGCUCAUUGAAAUAUCACAGCAGAUCAGUGGUGGGAAGGUGGAUUUUGAAGAUUUUGUGGAGCUGAUGGGUCCCAAGCUGUUGGCAGAGACUGCGGAUAUGAUUGGCGUGAGGGAGCUUCGAGACGCCUUCCGGGAGUUUGACACCAAUGGAGAUGGCUGCAUCAGCGUGGGAGAGCUGCGGGCAGCCCUCAAGGCUCUGCUGGGGGAACGCCUCAGCCAGAGGGAGGUAGAUGAGAUACUCCAAGACAUCGAUCUCAAUGGAGAUGGCUUGGUUGACUUUGAAGAGUUUGUUCGGAUGAUGUCUCGGUGAGCUUGUAUAGAAGCUGGAGUGGACCAGCCUGGAGGACCACAGCUGCUGAGCCGCAGAGGAUCCCAUGUAUUCCUGGAAACUCAUUACGAAUCAGACUGUGUGCCUCCUCCCACCCCUGCUGGGCAUCGUGCCCUCUCCUGUCACCACCUUUAGCUCUCCCUGGUUCUCUGACAAUAAAGCAUUUU